Molecule: messenger RNA, 2394 nt
Organism: Ostreococcus tauri
Lineage: Eukaryota; Viridiplantae; Chlorophyta; Mamiellophyceae; Mamiellales; Bathycoccaceae
Product: P-loop containing nucleoside triphosphate hydrolase
Exons: 2
Coding region: 1-2394 (797 amino acids)
Biological process (GO): transcription by RNA polymerase II; positive regulation of mitotic recombination; nucleotide-excision repair
Cellular component (GO): nucleus
Molecular function (GO): hydrolase activity, acting on acid anhydrides, in phosphorus-containing anhydrides; ATP binding; DNA helicase activity
Source: RefSeq, a predicted model, not a curated record
AUGCGGUUCACCAUCGACGACGGCGGGAGCGCCCCGAUCGAGGUUUUCUUCCCGUACGACAGCGUCUACCCCGAACAGGUCGCGUACAUGCGAGAGAUGAAACGCGCGCUGGACGCUCGAGGACACGGCGCGGUGGAAAUGCCGACGGGCACGGGGAAGACGAUCACGGUGUUGUCGAUGUGCGUCUCGUAUCAGUUGGCGCAUCCGGAGGUUGGGAAGAUUAUCUAUUGCACGCGUACGGUGCCGGAGAUGGAAAAGGUGCUUGAGGAGAUGAAGGCGCUGCAGGCGUACAUCGAGAAGGAGCUGGGGGCGGAGACGGCGCGGAUGUUGUCGCUCGGGUUGUCAAGUCGUAAGAAUAUGUGCGUGAACCCGGCUGUGGCGGACGAGGGGAGUCGGGAGAGCGUGGACGGGCGGUGUCGACGGUUGACGGCAAGUUGGGUGCGGGAGCGGCGCUUGGAGCGCCAAGCGCGCGACGCCGGUCGCACGGUCGCCGCGGAGGACGGAGAGGGUGAUAACGAGGGUGGAGUAUCGUGUUGCGACUGGUUUGAGGAGUUCGAGACUGCGGGUGAGAAGGCGGUGCUCCCGCCGGGGGUGUACACGCUACACGAUUUGCGGCAGUUUGGCCGGGCAAAGAAGUGGUGUCCGUACUUCCUGGCGAGAAACAUGAUUUCAUUCGCCAACGUUAUCGUGUACAACUAUCAGUACAUGCUCGAUCCCAAGGUGGCGAGCCUGGUGUCGAGCGCGCUCGAGAAGGAGUGUGUCGUCGUCUUCGACGAGGCGCACAACAUUGACAACGUGUGCAUAGAGGCUCUGAGCGUCAACCUGCGGCAGCAGACGCUAGAGAACGCGGGGCGAUCGAUCACGUCGCUCAAUGCGCGCAUCGACAAGGCAAAGCAGACCGAUGAACGAAGACUUCGACAGGAAUACGAGCGAUUGGUGAACGGACUGGCGCAGCAAGGAGUCCUCGCUCGAGGCGGUGGAGAGGACAUGCUGAUGAACCCAGUCAUCCCUGACGACAUCCUGCGUGAGGCGGUGCCGGGGAACAUCCGUCGCGCCGAGCACUUCGUCGCAGUGCUGAAGAGAUUCGUGGAGUACCUCAAGUUUCGCCUGCAGUCGACGCAGGUUGAGCAGGAGACGCCAACGGCGUUCCUGCAGCACUGCGCCGCAAACGCGGGCAUCGAUGGCAAGACGCUUAAGUUUUGUUACGAUCGCCUGACGAGUCUGUUGAAGACGCUCGAGGUGGUCGACAUGGACGAGUACAACGCAUUGUCGUUGGUGGCGAACUUUGCUGCGCUCGUGGGGACAUAUUCCAAGGGUUUCGCUCUCAUACUCGAGCCGUACGACGAGCGAUAUCCAAACAUUCCCGAUCCUGUGCUGCAGCUCGCGUGUUUAGACGCGUCUCUCGCCAUCAAACCCGUAUUCGAGCGUUUCCAAUCGGUGUUUAUCACGUCCGGAACGUUGAGCCCUAUUGAUUUGUAUCCGAAACUCCUCGGAUUCAAUCCAGUAUGCGCAAAGAGUUUGGAGAUGACGCUCACGCGCGAAUGUCUGUGUCCGAUGGUAAUCACGCGCGGCGCCGAUCAGCAGGCAGUGUCGACCAAGUUUGACGUCCGUGAUGAUCCGAAUGUGAUUCAGAAUUAUGGUCGUAUCUUGGUUGGUUUGGCUCAAACAGUCCCGGACGGCAUCGUCGCGUUCUUUGUGUCGUAUUCAUACAUGGAAAACAUUGUCAGCAAGUGGCAUGAGACUGGCAUUUUACGGGAGAUCAUGCAACACAAACUUGUCUUCAUUGAGACCACAGAUGUGGUCGAAACGUCGUUGGCGCUCGACAACUAUCGUCGCGCCUGUAACUGCGGGCGCGGCGCCAUAUUUCUCUCCGUCGCACGAGGAAAAGUCGCCGAAGGGAUCGACUUUGACAGGCACUACGGACGGGCCGUCGUCAUGUACGGCGUCCCAUACCAAUACACGCUCUCUCGCAUUUUACGAGCGCGCCUCGAGUACUUGCGAGAGACGUUCCAAAUUAAAGAGAGCGACUUUUUGGCCUUCGAUGCCGUACGCCAAGCCGCGCAGUGCGUUGGUCGAGUCAUCCGUUCAAAGAAGGAUUACGGUCUCAUGGUGUUUGCGGACAAGCGCUACAACUCUCAAGACAAACGAGGGAAGCUUCCAGGGUGGAUCACAUCUCAUUUACACGAAGAGGUGCUCAAUUUAUCCACUGAUAUGGCGAUGCAGGUCGCGCGCACGUUCAUGCGUUCCAUGUCGCAGCCAUUUAGCCACGAUGACUCAAAGAAGUCCCUCUUCGACCAGGAGAUGCUGAACAGACUAGCCGCGGAGGGUGGGUAUAGAGAGGCACUUCCGGCACAGGCUAGAAAGCUAGCUCCCGAGAUCAUGAUGCACAUCUAG